UUGCGCCCCAUGCCUUCCCCUCCUCUCCUGGACUUCCCAUCGUUUGUUCUCCGAUUUGUCGUUUUCUUAAUCCCAGAAUCGCAUCGGCUAUCUUCUUGGUUGCUCCGCUGCAGCGUGGAUUCAGGCAGACAACUUGCGAGUAUCUACUAUCACCUCCAUUCGCAUCACCCACGAAUCAUGACCCCUCGUUGCAACUUCAACCCUACUCUGGCGCUAAUUUGCCAUUCUCCGCUGAAGUAGUGCAAUUGUGAUCGGAGUAGACGAAGUUGGGCCGUCGCCUGGAGUCUCUGGUGCCAUAUUCCUCUUCAGCCCUGCUUCUCAUUAGUCUAAAUUUGGCCUCUUCCCGGCUGGUGAUCAGUUUUGUGAAUGAGACAAAUGGUUGCUCUAGUGUCCGAGUGAGAUUUUUUGAGAGGAAGCGAGAGGGUGGGAGAGCACGGUGGUGAGCAUGGAGGACAGCGAGAGCAAUGCAGGGGUCGAUAGUGGGAGCAAUGAGUUAGGGAAACCGUUGUUGAAUGAAGGAGCUGGGAGAUCGAGACCUGUCCAUAACCGACGGCAUAAUUUAAGGUCAAGGAGGGACGCUGUCUUGCCAAAUUCCGCAUAUGCUAUACUCUCUACUUUUGUAGUGGCCCUUGGACCUCUGUCUCUGGGUUUUGCGCUUGGUUUUACUUCCCCAACUCAAGCCGCAAUUACGAGGGAUUUGAAUUUUACGAUUGCUCAGUUCUCGACAUUUGGAUCCAUUCUAAAUGUGGGUUGUAUGUUUGGCGCAAUUGUUAGCGGUCGUUUAGCUGACUACUUUGGGCGGAAACUAGCAUUAUUAGUGGCUGUUGUCCCCGCGAUAGCAGGAUGGAUUCUGAUUGUGUUUGGCAAGGCUGCAACUCCUUUGAUUAUUGCAAGGACCCUUGUUGGUUUUGGAGCAGGAAUUAUCUCUUUCACUGUACCCAUGUAUAUAGGAGAGAUUUCACCAAAACAUUUGAGGGGAACACUAGGAACUAUGAAUCAGCUUGCCAUUACAAUCGGAAUCACUCUCUCAUACAUCUUUGGCAUGUAUCUCAACUGGCGUUCUCUUGCCUUACUUGGUGGCAUACCGGAGCUCGCGUUGAUCGUUGGACUGCUGUUUAUUCCUGAAAGUCCGCGCUGGUUGGCUAAAGUGGGGAAGAGAGAAGAGCUUUCUUCAUGUUUGCAAAGACUGAGGGGUAGAGAAUUCAGUAUCGCAAGCGAAAUUGCAGAAAUUCAGGCGGCUAUGGAAGCCUCAAAUGCUAUGCCCAGCGUUAAAUUGAGCGAUCUGAAGCAACGAAAACUCUUUCGACCACUUCUUGCUGGAGUGGGCUUGAUGGUUCUUCAACAAUUCUCUGGCAUCAAUGCGGUCAUGUUGUACUCAAGCUUUAUCUUUAGUACAGCUGGUGUCCAUAAUCCAGAUGUGGCUACUGUUGCUCUGGGAACCCUGCAGGUUAUUAUGACUCUUGCUGCUGCUGGACUGAUGGACAAAGCAGGACGACGUAUUUUACUCAUGGUUUCUGCAGGAGGCAUGGCUCUCAGCUGCUUCCUCGUGGGGUUUUCCUUCUACUUACGGGAUUUGCAACCAGACAUGUCAGAGGCAUUAGCCACUUUUGACGCUUAUUUAGCUCUUGUCAGCCUUCUGGUAUACAUCGCAGCAUUCUCGUUGGGAAUUGGAGCCAUUCCAUGGAUAAUAAUGUCUGAGAUUUUCCCCGGAUACGUGAAGGGAAUUGCUGGAAGUGUUGCAACUCUCGUGAACUGGUUCUGUUCGUAUGCCGUCACCAUGAUCUUUAACUACAUGCUUCUGUGGAGCUCAACAGGGUCGUUUUGGAUCUUUGCUGCCGAGUGUGUGGGAACGGUCGUGUUCGUUGCUCUGUUUGUACCGGAAACACGUGGCCGGACGCUGGAACAGAUCGAAGCUUCCUUCAAGUGAGAUCAAUCUGCCAGCAAAUUCGACUACAACAAAUAAUUCCCAAUUGCACCAGCAACGGCAACGUAGGACGAGCUUCGGAGGAGAAACACUUUUUGGCUCUGAUGAAUAGAUCUUCUAGUGUUAAGGUCCCACUGUGACCGCUAUUUCUGAUUUGUUCGAUUUCUCAUCGUCCAUCUCAUCCUGGGACUCGGCGAAACAAAUAUCCUCUGCUUAAGCUGUAUGAAAAUGAGCUUUGCUCAGGUGUGGAAACUGGUUGAAGGUCGUCGCGAAGCAUCUCAUUCAACUCCACUGAGGGAUUCUCAAUGCUCAUGCUGGCUCUGUUGAUGCAUCUGUUAGCCUUCUCUAGCUCUUGUUAGAGGCCUCUUCUUCUCAUGAGAACCCAAGUUGUCUUAUCUUCAUUCACAGAUCCUUUAGGACUUCGUUUUAGUACUAUACAUGUUCCUGUUUAUAAAUGAUGAUGAUCGGUAGCCAUGUGACUCUGCCAUAACACUUAAUUAAUGAGUAGCGUCACUUCCUCAGUAGCUUUAAUACAUGACCUGAAUUUGAUUAGUUCUCGACUGUUUUUGAUUUUGCAAAAUUGUAUUGAUGAACGGAUGGUACAACUUGAAAUGAA
Messenger RNA from Physcomitrium patens, 2540 nucleotides. Its product is annotated as sugar transporter ERD6-like 4. Lineage: Eukaryota; Viridiplantae; Streptophyta; Bryopsida; Funariales; Funariaceae. The record is from RefSeq and is a predicted model, not a curated record. Gene Ontology annotation, molecular function: sugar transmembrane transporter activity. Gene Ontology annotation, biological process: transmembrane transport; carbohydrate transport. Gene Ontology annotation, cellular component: membrane.